AUGGGUCGUCUUCAUAGCAAAGGAAAGGGUAUCUCCGCCUCUGCAUUGCCGUAUAAGAGGUCACCUCCGAGUUGGCUCAAGACAACCGCCACGGAUGUUGAUGAGUCCAUUUGCAAGUUUGCAAAGAAGGGUUUGACUCCAUCGCAGAUAGGUGUCAUUCUUCGUGACUCUCACGGAAUCCCUCAAGUGAAGAGUGUUACCGGAAACAAGAUUUUGAGAAUUUUGAAAGCUCAUGGUCUUGCACCUGAGAUCCCUGAGGAUCUUUAUCACUUGAUCAAGAAGGCAGUUGCUAUCCGCAAGCAUCUUGAGAGGAACAGGAAAGACAAGGAUUCCAAAUUCAGGUUGAUUCUUGUUGAGAGCAGAAUCCACCGUCUUGCUCGUUACUACAAGAAGACCAAGAAGCUCCCUCCUGUCUGGAAAUACGAGUCUACUACUGCAAGCACUCUUGUGGCUUAA
Molecule: messenger RNA, 456 nt
Organism: Microthlaspi erraticum
Lineage: Eukaryota; Viridiplantae; Streptophyta; Magnoliopsida; Brassicales; Brassicaceae
Source: the annotation of a GenBank genome assembly